This is a messenger RNA of Lymnaea stagnalis (great pond snail), 21387 nucleotides long. The record is from the annotation of a GenBank genome assembly. NCBI's taxonomy places the organism in Eukaryota, Metazoa, Mollusca, Gastropoda, Lymnaeidae.
CGGUUCUUUAGUCGAUCGGGUUGUGACAGUGCGGUGGUACCGGUUCUUUAGUCGAUCGCGUUGUGACAGUGCGGUGGUACCAGUUUUUUAGUUGAUCUGGUUGUGACAGUGCGAUGGUACCGGUUCUUUAGUCGAUCGGGUUGUGACAGUGCGGUGGUACCGGUUCUUUAGUCGAUCGGGUUGUGACAGUGCGGUGGUACCGGUUCUUUAGUCAAGGGGGGCUUCUACAGUGUCGUAGUACCAGUUACCGGUGGAUAUAAGGGAAUUCCUUUGCUGACGUCUAUACCGUCAAGUCCAAUGAACACAGUUUUAUCUUGUGUUAGUUGGUCACGGAAAUAUAACAACCGACCAAGAGUGAAAAUUAAUUCAACGCGUCAAGUGUGUCGACUUCUCGGGAGUAAAACGGCGCGGGAUUGUGAAGAAGCAUCCAUCCAACCUUGCUAGUUUAUUUUGGACGCCCUUCAAAUUUGGAAAUCUCGGUUUUCUCGCCAUGUUUCGUAUGGUUUUCUCCCCAAAAUGAGAGAUAGCUGAAGGACACCUAUAGAGAGAGAGAGAGAGAGAUGUAUUUAAAAUCGACCCAUGACACAGUAAGUAAAAAUAGCUCAGCUGGUGUGUUUGUGUACCCGGGCCUUGCCGGGUUGCGACUGCUACUGUACCAUUUGUCUACCAUCUUUUCCAGCCCGCUGUUACCUCCUACGUGUAAAGUGGCCUGUGUUUUUUAUGGUUGCAAGGGAUGAAAGACUUAGAAUGGGCAUUCUCGUAUGUAGUUUUUGUAAUGUUGCAUUUUGUAUUUCAAUGUGGUAAAAUAUAGAUUUUUUUCAUUUCUUUUUUAACAUGGUUGACUUUGUACCGUGCUUCGAGCCUUUUGGGAUGAAGCGUGCUUUUUAAAUAAGCUUUAUUAUUAUUAUUAUUAUUAUUACCAUUGUCAUUAUCGUUGACCUCGGAGUUAACGGGCAGAAACGGAAUUAACGGUAUUAUAUUCACAAUUAUAGUAAACUGUCGUGGCCGGGCCGGGGGGGGGGGGUGGGGGUCCCCUCCAUAAAAGAAGAAACACUAUUUUGGUAGAGUAUAGACGACACUCCACUCCCGACACCACAAAGCUACAAAUGUUAAACAAAAAUUAGAUUUCCUGUUCACAUUUUUUCACAACGUCGGGGAUCGUCUUUACAUAUUCUCACAACCUCGGGGAUCAUUGUCACAUUUUGUCACAAAUUCGUGACCCCUUCCUGCCACCCACCUUUGCUUAGACGCGUCCUUUUUGGAUGGUCUCCAUUAUUUCAAUUUUCUUCCUUUUUUAAAAAAAAAAUUUGAUACGCCCCAGUCUGACUUCAAAGACGUAGAACAUUUAAGGCCUCGAUAAAUCACCCCCACCUGUCAUCGUAUUCACUUAGAAAUGCAAACGUUUAUCUGGACACUAUUUAGGAUACUUAAAACUGUUUACCUUGACCAUCAAUGUCGAUCUUAUCGGUUCCACGGGUCACACAUCUUAAACAAUACCUUCUAAUUAAGAAUGCAUUAACAUCACCAACCGAGGUCCUGCUAGGAAAAUAAUAAUUGUAUUAAGGGAAAGUAAUACAAUUAUUCACAAACAAUCUGUAUAAAAAAUAUAUUUCCGACAUGAGUAGCGUGUAUCUAGUCACAAUUUAGUGUUGCAGUUGGGACAUGUAAUCUUUUUGUGUGUGUGUGUGUGUUUUGGUACAAUUGUUACACAUUGAUCCAUUGAUGUGUGUGUAUGUGUGUGUGUGUUGUGGCCAUAUUGUUACACAGCGAUAAUCUGUUCACGUUCACCAGCUGUGUAUAUACAUUUAAUAAUUUUAACAGAGAAAGGAAACAUCGUUCUAUAAAUUACGGAGACAAAUUAAUCGGUUUGCCACCCUGGCCACCACCCUGGCCGCCCCCAAUCGGUUUGCUACACUGGCCGCCACCCUGAUGGUUCGCCACCCUGGCCGUCACCAAUCGGUUUGCCAUCCUAACUGCCACCCUGGCCGCCACCCUAGCCGCCAACACUCGGUUUUCCACCCUAGCCGUCACCACCAUUCGGUUUGCCGCCUGGUCGUCAUCACCAUUCGGUUUGCCACCCUGGCCGUCAUCACCAUUCGGUUUGCCACCCUGGCCGUCACCACUAUUCGGUUUGCCACCCUGGCCGUCACCAUCAUUCGGUUUGCCACUCUGGCCGUCACCACCAUUCGGUUUGCCACCCUGGCCGUCACCACCAUUCGGUUUGCCACACUGGCCGCCACCAUAUUUGACCAUGCUUUUUUUAACAACAAAUCUGGGAAACACUGCUCCAAGGCCAGGCUGAAUCAGAGCAGCAACGACAGUGGCAUCCGUUGACGAAAUGCAAUCUAACAUCCACACACACACACACACGCACACCAUUUGAGUGAUAUCAUAUUUAAACCGACAAAGCGCCGCCCUUGUGGGUCUCCCACUUGCACCCCCUGGGUACGUCACCGAGGACUGAGGACUAAUACCGAUAUAUAUAAUAAUUUCCUUUCUGUAUUUAGUAUUGACCAACUGUUAGGUCAAGUAAUUGCUUAAAAAAAGAUGGUCUGGGGAGGUUUUAGCCGGGAACACCCCCUUCCCCCCCCCCCUGAAUAAGAGUUCAGGUGUAACUUUUAGUAUACUGUAGAUCACGCCCCUGGGAUUUGUCCGACUCCCGGUCAAAUACUAAAAUGGAAUUAUCCUGUUCAGGGCAGGUUGUCUACAUCAAGUUUGAUAUUCAGGUCAACACAGAAAAUAGGAUGUCAGACCUUCAAAUAUAACAGGGCGGAUGAUAUGGGGGGAAAAAAAUUCCCUUUUUAUUAAUUUCCCCGUUUUGCUGUGCGCUUUUUUCUAGUCAUCGCAGAUGGUGUUUGGGUGAUUGAUGACAUAGCGUAUCUUUAAGUAGACCAGCACUCGACCUGGAAGUCACCACAGAUGGUGUUUGUUUGAUUGACGAAAUAGCGUAUCUGUAAGUAGACCAGCACUCAACCUGAUCGUUACGAUAGUUUACAGUCAACAUUUUUUAUGGAACUUCACAGCACAGACACAAAGAACAACAACAACAAAAAAACAACAACAAAAAACAACAAAAAAAAAACAAGUUGAAACCGUAAACGUAAUAAUCUGUCAAAGUUCAAGGCUGUUAGGUCAAAACUGAUAGCCGUAAGCGACCUAUAACAGUGGAAGAGUUUCGAGGUCAGAAAUGGGAAUUAAGCUUUCGAAUUGAGGGGCUGUAGUUGUUUUGUUGUCUAGAUUAUUCGUACCCAGCCAUGGGUCCAUGGCGAGCUACAGAGAACUGUGUUAUUUUGUUGAAUAGAUCUUUUCUACCCAGCCACUGGUCCAUGACGAGCAACAGAGAAUCAUAAUGGUGAAAUGUGAACGAGAUAAUAGAAGUAGGUACUUAAAAUUGUAUAUACAUUUACGGCAAGAAUUUUUUUUUUUCGUGGACCGGUGCUGCUUCGCGGAUUUGUGCUACUUCGCGGAGCGGUUCUACUUCGCGGAGAGGUGCUACUUCGCGGACCGGUGCUACUUCGCGGACCGGUGCUACUUCGCGGACCGGAGCCAGUUUUCAAACGUUUUGAAAUUAAAAGAGAGGGGGUUGUGGCGCCCGUAAAAGGUAAAGGACCCCUGAGCUGGGUUGUUUGCAUGCUGAAAGAACAAGAAAUCCUACUUUGGCAUAAAAUCCCCCCCCUUCCUCCCCAAAAAGGUGGAGAACACUUCAGCUGGUGAGAUAUUACUCCAGGUGUUAUGCCCAAUCAAAGUCAACUUGAAAAGUCGUUUAGUUAGGUCGAGCGAUUUUAAGUUGCUGAUACAUAAGGCGCGUCACUUCAGCUUUGUUUUAGGGUGGGGAGGGGGGGUAGAGCAAAACCUAAAGUUGGUCGGCUUGUUAAGUUGUUUAUUACUGGAGGCGAACGGUGCAUAGCGGUUGAAAUAAAACCUGAAAAUUCAAGCGAGUGUGUGGCGAAUGCCCCACCCUGCCCUACCCCAAAUGACGCCCACGUGAAACAUCCUUUAUAUCGCGCCACGUACAUCUGACAUUCUUCCGAGCAUGGAGCAUAACUCAUACUUUCUCUACAGCAGAGAACCCGACUCUUACAUUCUCUCAUAACAUUAGAAUCAUUAGUAUUAUAUAUAUUUUUUUUUAUAACAGAGAAGCUAGAUCUUGUGGUGAACCCAAGAGCAAAAACAUCAGCCCAGCGGGUGCCCGCGUUGAUCAAAUAGGGAUAAAAAUGAAUUCGUCCCUGACGUCUGCGGGCAAUUUUUAGAGCGUUGGUUUCAAUUGCGGCGUUCCAGCAUCCAUUAGAAAUACAUGUAAAAAUUCUCGUUCUUUUAAAUGAUUUCAGUUUUUAAUUCUUUCCCCCCCCCCUCCAAAUUACAUCGGUCAGAGAGGUCAAGAAAAUAUGGUUUGCAGCAACAAAAACCCGCAGACCUACAUUGUUGACACCCGUCUGAUCCAACAGCGACCUUGUCCGUUUUAAUCUUAAUCCAAGCGUGUAUCCUUCCAGUUUUGCCGCUAACCCAGAUCUGGAACUGGGACGACGAUCGAUUUUUUUUUGUUGUUUUCUUCUCUUCUGCGGACAGUGGCACUGCUGCAUUGAGCCGCCUUGUAAACAUAUUUUGUCAAAGGCUUGCCAACAAAUUUACCCGUCACGUCCACACGGUUUUGCGUUUCUUUACGGUUUCUAUAUUUAGAGAGAAAAAAAUUGAGGGGGGGGGGGGAGAGAUUUUUUUUUUUUACCGUUGAUAUUACCCUGAAGCCAUCGUGGAUUUAAAUGAAGGACACGUCUGCAGAGAAGGACAAGUGGAUUCAUCGUUAAGUUGUUGCCGCCAUUAGUUUGUGGUCAUGUUCCCCAAUCUCAAACUCACACACUAAAACGUCAGAUCAAACUUCUUGUACAUCAUGACAUCGGGGAAUCCUAUUCUUCUCUAAACGUGUUUUUAUACCAUGUUUUUACGGCCUUUCCCCCUAGGUCCUACCAGCGUUUCUUUCCCCCUAGGUCCUACCAGUGUUUCUUUCCCCCUAGGUCCUACCAGUGUUUCUUUCCCCCUAGGUCCUACCAGUGUUUCUUUCCCCCUAGGUCCUACCAGUGUUUCUUUCCCCCUAGGUCCUACCAGUGUUUCUUUCCCCCUAGGUCCUACCAGUGUUUCUUUCCCCCUAGGUCCUACCAGUGUUUCUUUCCCCCUAGGUCCUACCAGUGUUUCUUUCCCCCUAGGUCCUACCAGUGUUUCUUUCCCCCUAGGUCCUACCAGUGUUUCUUUCCCCCUAGGUCCUACCAGUGUUUCUUUCCCCCUGUGUGCUCUGAUGAUAUUUCCCCGUCUCUUGACUCACUUGUGAUGGCGUUUCACCAAUGUAUUCUUAUGGGUUUACCCUUUGUAUUCUGAUUAUAUUCCCUGUUCCUUGUGAUUGUUUCCCUAUGUGUUCUGAUUGUGUUUCCUCGUGUAGUCUAAUGGUUUCCCUAUGUGUAUUCUAUGGUGUUCCCCGUCCAUUUUCACGGAUUUUCGCCAUGUGAUCCUGGGGUAAAUACAUGCACAUUACUUUGCGCGAGGAAGCUCUAUGUUACCUUGGGAAUUCGAUCCAUUACUUUAAAAAAAAAUAUUACUAUAGAACAACAGUUCUCUGGGCUGACAUAUGUAUGACGCAUAUACUCUGCAUGGAAGAUAUAGUAUGUUCGCAGCAGGCCGUAAUUUGCACCGUGUAUUCAGCACACUGAUAUUUUAUGCCUUAUCAUGCACGCAGUGCAUAGUGGGCUUCUAAAUGAAUUUACGUGAUUUGCCUAACGUAAAUGCAUUCCGAGUUUUGUAGUGGGAUAAUUGCACAUCUUAUUGUAAGGUCACACGGUGAGUUUCAGUAAAUGCUUCUGGGGGAAAUAAUUUCUCUAACCUAAUCUUUAGCCAAAUCUCUAACCAAAUCUUUAACCAAAUCUCUAACCUAAUCUUUAACCAAAUCUCUAAACCAAUCUGUAACCAAUUAUCUAAACAAAUCUCUAACCUAAUCUUUAACCAAAUCUCUAACCAAAUUUUUAACCAAAUCUCUAACCUAAUCUUUAACCAAAUCUCUAACCUAAUCUUUAACCAAAUCUCUAACCUAAUCUUUAACCAAAUCUCUAACCUAAUCUUUAACCAAAUCUCUAACCUAAUCUUUAACCAAAUCUCUAAACCAAUCUGUAACCAAUUCUCUAAACAAAUCUCUAACCUAAUCAGUAACCAAAUCUCGAACCAAAUCUCUAAACCAACCUCUAACCAAAUCGCUGCAGCUAGAUUGCACCACGGGAUAUCACCAAAUAUUUAUACGACUUAAUGUUUUACGUCCAUGACUCAAAAUUCGAAAUCUUAAAGUUCGCCUAAGAUUUGACUCAUUUCUAUCCUUGACUGCAGAGUCCAUGGGCAGAUUGUAGGAUAUUUUUCAUUUGAAUAUCAGCAACAUGUACUAUUUCAAGACCACACGUAGAGAAGAUAUCCUCUAUUCAACAAGUGAAAAAAGCUAUGACCCAUUAACAUGUAAACAAAAAGCUCUAUACGUUCAACAACAACAACAACAAAAUACUGCAUGGAGACACACAAAAAGCCAUACAAUCCAGGAAAAUUUAACGCUCAAAGAUAAUGUGCUCUUCAGGGAUUCUAAAUAUCUCUUCCCCAUCGGCAUUUAAAAACAAUGAAAUAAGAACAAUAAUUUGACGGUAUUCUCAAAUCUGCACCUCUGUGAUAUCUCUCGGCAACGCCUUCUAGGUACAACUGAAAUCGGUGUGAGCAGGAAUUUUUGAAAAAAAAUAUCCCCAUUUCCAAGUCGCGUUAAGCAGGAUUCCUCGACAAAACAGUUUAGCAGCUCACCAAACAUCUUGACAAACACCUAGAAACCAUUUUUAUAUUGAAAAAAAGUACUGGAACUUCCAUGCCUUUCUGCCGGGCCGGAGCUCUGCAUAAAUAUGUAAUAACCAAAAAGUUUGAGAACCAUUGAGUCUGCGCACAAGUGUAACAUGUUCAAAUUACCGGUGACACAAGAACGGAAUUGUUUACAGAUUUUAACUUUCACACUCAUACAAUUAACGGAAACAAACAAUUGUAUGGCAGUAACGUCUUUUUUACCUACCUGGAAAUCCAAGGACAUGCACGCUCUCUGCUUGCUGUAUCAAUAUCGACACCAAAAAGUCACGCAUUUAUUUUUAAAAUAAAUCCUUUAUAAAUCGUUUACAAAACUCUUUAAUUUUCGUGUGUUUCUUUCUGUAUUGGUGGCGAACAUUUUUCGGACGUCUCAUUCGACCCACUUCCCGUCGAUCUAUCGAGCUAAAACUUGGCAUAUGGACUCGUUGCUGACGACAUCACUCUCUGUCAAAUUAAAAAAAAAAACACCUAUUAAAAUAUUUCAGCCCAAAGUUCUCCCCAAUACCCACCCCCUAUAUUUUUCAGCCAACAAGCCCCUCGCACACACAUACUUAUAGGUCCCCUACACAACCCCCCACCCCCACACCCACCCCAUAAACACCACUAUCAGCCAUGGGUUAUUGUGUUCAUCCCAAAUUUUAGGUCAGGGUAAUGGAUAAUGGUGGUAAAAAUAAGCGCUCCGCUAUGUGGCUCCAAGUCUCCAUGGCUCAAAGUCCCCAAGACUCCAUGGCUCCAAGUCUCCAUGGUUCAAAGCCUCUAUAUUUGCCGUGGCUGUUUACCCGUGAAGACCGCGUAGCCUAGGUCUCGCCGUGGGCCUCAGUUAAUACCUUCCAUUCGUAGUGCUCCCUUGUCACCUCAUUGAAAAUCGAAUCACACUGUUAUUUCAGUAAAAAAUGCCCACGUGUUUUUAAAGUCAAUUAACUUGCGCGUUGCGUAACAUGAAGUCGAUUGCAAAUUUAGGUUUUCUAAUUUUAUCCUUCAUAUCAAUCACACAUUGCAUGACGUCAAUAAAACGGUGUUUUAAAACAAACAUAAUCUCCAAACAGGAGAUAUAAAACAACAUUUCUUGAUGAAACCAUGGCAACCAAAUGCAUGGCUUAAUCAAAUCCUUUGAGAAGUUUCAGUUUCCACGAAGCACGCUUUAACAAGUUAAUUUGAUAACUAGAUUACAGUUUUUUUUAAAAAUGGUUUAUCAUUUCUAAGAUCGGAAAACGUCCCGUCGCUCUACGUGUUGUUACUUUUACUAGACGAUGUCCUUGUAAAACAUAUCCUCUGACAAUGUAUUUCCGCAUGUAUAGAGCAGUAACAACGUGUGAGUAAAAAAAAUCUUUCGUAAAAUCAAGUUGUAAAUGCGUUUUCGUCUAGGUAAAGACCCACUAUGCCGGCUCACCGAACAGCUGUUGAUAGAUUGGCCAUACGGAGUGCCAUGAUGUUUUUAUUUAUAUCUUAAAAGAGGCAAAUCUUUGAGAGUUUCCGUCAGGCAUCAUUUAGUCAAGCGAAGCCAUUUCUCUCUCCCCCCCCCUUUUCUUAUCCUCUUACGUCAGUAAAUGAUCCAUACCAUUCACUCUGGGUUCGAGUGAACCUUUUCACAGAGAGAGAAGUAGAAGUAGAGAAGACAUGCUGUUAUUUUAGGUUUUUUAAGUUGCUUUUUGAUAGACACAAUUAGAUGACAUAGACAUUUCUUUUCGACCAAAACUGUCAUUAAAACAGACGACGGGCUCUCAAAAUCCUACCUUUAAAGAGAUUAGGAUCUGAGGAAAAUUUUGUGACUUGUGUUGUUUCCCUUAACUUGCCCAAAUCUUCUCAUAAUACCCUAACUUAUUAUGUGUGAAGUUUGCCCAGAUGCCCAUCAGUUAGUUGGCCAAGAAGCCUAUCAGUUAAUUGCCGAAUCGCCCAUCAAUUAGUGGCCCAGAUGCAAAUCAGUACGCUGCCGAGAUGUCCAACGGAAUUAUCCGUGUACAUCACGUCAUUAGAAGUGCAUUCAAGUUAAAAUUGAGUGCCCCCCCCCCCCACACACCCAAAAAUUAAAAAAAAAAAAUAAAAAAAAAAUAAGAAUGCUUUAUCGUGGAACCCCUAAAAGGCAUGGGGCCCCCUAGACACACGCAUCAUGUUAGUCAGGCCCUGGCUACAUGACUUGUUGUAGGUUGGUGAUGAAAACGCCGGACGGCUGGAAUUGUGCAUUAAAAAGAUUACUAAUAAAAUUAAACAGCCAUUUCUUACCCUUUAGAUCUGCAAUCCAGCGCUUAUAGCCCCUGGCUGCGCAACCAGAGGCGUAGCGGGAGGAGGGUUUUUUAAUGACGCACGGGACUGGUCAGGCGUUUCGCUGCCUCAUUCCACGAAAUACAAAACUCUGCGUUUUGCCGUAAGCAGAGGCGUAGCGAGGGUGUUUGGCGCCUGGGGUCAAGAUUCGCGCCCGGGGACAAGAUCCACUUUAAAGCGCCCCUUUUUCUUUUUUUCAACUCUCAAACCCUUUAUUUUCAUCAAUAUAAUAAUAUCAAAGCACAUUUUGGCGUCCCUAACUAGCUGGCGCCCUGGAAAUUUGUCCCCCCUGUACCCCCUCGCUACGCCUCUGGCCGUAAAUCCCCGCCCUCCACCCUCAAUUUAAAGAAGAAAUCAGCCUUCCAGAACGGACCGCACCUCCCACUCCCCAUUUCUCCCCCCCCCCGGGCCACCGUGUGCAAUAUGCUCGUAUCGGUCUGUGCGUGGAAUAUGACUAAGGGCCUACUUAAGCUUUAUGAUAAUUUCUUGGUCCUGCGCAGCUGUGCCAAUUUCUGUAAUCUCUGGUGGUAAUGUAAUCACAAUGACCUGUGACACCAGAUGCUGUGUCUCUAUCGCAGGUCCUCAAAACAUCGUCUUUGGCAACAGGUUAUUUUUUUUAAACGGAUUUUAAUUCCCCUGCGUUGUAGAGAGACUUAUCUAAAGACGAUGUGUUCGUUUUCGUCAUCUUUAAUUGACCUUGAAUUUUGUGACCCGGGAAGUAGAAUAAAACCCUAAUGCCGGGAUAUAAACGAUUUUUUUGCGUGAUAUAAUUUUUUUAGGUUCUCACUUCAGACAAUGUCUUUCUGUGCAUUAGACUCUGAAUUGACCACUUGAAAUAACUAUUGUUUCAAAACGGCCUGGGUUUAUGAAACCCGAACCGUUUGAGAACCUUCCAUCCUUUUUAUUAUUUUUUUUUCGUGUUUUUUUUUUAAAGCCAUUUAACAUGUGAGUCCUAUCUUUUUGUCCAAAAUUAAGGCUACAGAAGUUGGCCCGUUGUAGGCUACUGACCAAAUUAACGCUGUGUUCAAUGACCCCUGUGUUCUUUCAAGCACAAACUCAUAAUUUCGUACCAACUGUCUUUCGUGUCACCUAUUUUCGAGACCUCUAGGUCGCAGUCUUUGUCUGUGUUCUCUCUCAGACAGCAUCGCUAACUGUCAACGUCGAGCCUGUCAUCGUCAACAACGUGUCUGCGGUGUCUUGAGAAUUCAAGGUCACACCCGAAUGGAUAUGAACAUUUAAAAGGGCUGCAUCUGCGCGUAGGUCGAUUUCAGACAUUACUCUUUGCUGUAAGAUUUUCAAAUUUGAAAGCGUAUUUAAGUGAACACUAGGUCAUGCUUCUUUUCCAGACAACAUAAGGCGUUAUCUGCUUGCACGCCUACCAAUGACAUAUCAAGUUUGUCUAGCAUGUGGCCGUAAAAAAGUUGUUUGACAGACCGAGAUAAUGAUUAUUCAAAUAAACCAACAUCUAGAACACAAAGGGGCUAGUAUGCGGUUCCAUACCGCUGAGCAUAAAUCUCUUAUACAUAUUUUGCGUGUGGUGUGGCUGCUUCCAUUUUCACAACCGGUCUUCCCCUACUGGAGAUAUUUUACAUUAGUGGUACUGUGUGGGGGGGGGGGCACGCUAUAACCAAGCAGCAAGGAUCAUGCAUAACUCUUGAACUCGGGGUAAAAAUGAUUUUUUCGGAGGUUGAUAUAAUAUUAAUCCAUAAGAGCCACCUGUAUAGUGUAUGGUGUGGUGCAGGACUGUCAGUGCGACUAUAGCUUAAAGGCAGGCAUACAUUAAAGAAAAUGAGACGUUGACUUCUUUUCGUAACACAUGGACCUACCGGGUAUUUUAGGAAAGAAUUGUCCGGAUCCGCGCGUAAAAAAAACACAAAAAAAAAAACUGCACUCGUUUGGGCCAAAAUACUCUUUGACAUUAGACGUUAACUCCGUUUUUUUUUUUUUUUAACACUUUGACCCACAGGGUAUUUUCUCAAAACACUAUCCGCGCGUAAAAAAAACACAAAAAAAAAAACUGCACUCGUUUGGGCCAAAAUACUCUUUGACAUUAGACGUUAACUCUGUUUUUUUUUUUUUUAACACUUUGACCCACAGGGUAUUUUCUCAAAACACACAGACCCGGGUGGAAAAUAACACAACAAACAAGUGCGACCAGUGAAGCCCUAGUUUUGAUUAAGUGGCGUGCAUUUAUUCGACGUCCUAUAAUUAUUACGAUCUGGUGAUACAGACAAGAUAAGGUCUCUCGUACUUUCCGCUUGGCCAAUCUACUCCAUUAGCUGUAUCGACUCUUUGACGUCCCGGGGAUGAAGGCUCUGUUGACGAUAUCCGACCCCGGGGGAAGGGAGACAAAAAUGGACACAAAUUAUCAAUAUUUUGUAUGCUUCAGAAAUUAGCUGAGUUAUUUAACAUAACUUUGUCGCAUGUUAACAUAACUUUGUCGCAUGUUAACAUAACUUUGUCGCAUGUUAACAUAACUUUGUCGCAUGUUUGGGUGGCAGUAGAACGUUUCAGGCUGGACACGUUUCCAGUCUUUCCCAACCGGCGUUCAUUCCCCUACAGCCUGGUCCGUUAUUGAGUUGACCGUCGUGCUCAAAAUCUGGACCUGCCCUUAAGAUGGACGUAAGGCUAACAGUAACACGUUGUCGACAAUUUAACUGGUUUCCCCUCCCCACAAACAUUGCGAUCGGUUGAAACACUCGUAGUGUCCCCCACAUCCGUCAGUUAGGGAUCAUCUGAAAAGGAUUUGAAUUUAUAAAAGUCUCAUUUACAAUUUGUUUCGAAAGAAAAACUCUUUGACAGUUGUAGCAUUCCUUCCAUCUGCCUCACCAAUGAUAACAUCUUCGUUUCCAUUCCUUCCAUCUGCAUCACCAGUGAUUAACAUCUUCGUCUCCAUUCCUUCCAUCUGCCACACCAAUGACAACAUCUUCGUCUCCAUUCCUUCCAUCUGCCACACCAAUGACAACAUCUUCGUUUCCAUUCCUUCCAUCUGCCACACCACUGACAACAUCUUCGUCUCCAUUCCUUCUAUCUGCCACGCCACUGACAACAUCUUCAUCUCCAUUCCUUCCAUCUGCCACACCAAUGAUAACAUCUUCAUCUCCAUUCCUUCCAUUUGCCACACCACUGACAACAUCUUCAUCUCCAUUCCUUGCAUCCGCCUCACCAACGAUAACAUCAUCGUCUCCAUUUCUUGCAUCUUCCACACCAAUGACAACAUCUUCGUCUCCAUUCCUUGCAUCUGCCACACCAAUGACAACAUCUUCGUUUCCAUUCCUUCCAUCUGACACACCAAUGACAACAUCUUUGUCUCCAUUCCUUCAUUCUGCCUCACCAAUGACAACAUCUUCGUCUUCAUUCCUUCCAUCUGCCUCACCAAUGAUUAACAUCUUCGUCUCCAUCCUCCCAGCCGGACCCAUGAACUGUUCCGCCAGUGUCAAAGAAAUGCUCGAGUCCAAGCAGCACGUCCUACCGCCGUGCCGGGUGUGUGGCGACGACGGGGCGGGCUUCCACUACGGCGUCAACACCUGUGAAGCGUGCAAGGUAAGAUCGUUUGACAACAAGUCUGCCCCCCCCCCCUGUGUCGCCAUAUCAUCACGGCUUUAGAAAAUUCGCUGUGUCAUUAGAACAGACGGCGCAUGAUUCAGCUGCUUUCCAAACCAAGUGUUAAAAUACGUUCUCUAGAACCCUUCAUUCGAGGUCGUAUACAGGGGAUGGAGGGGGGGGGGUGGUGGUGUGGACGUGGCGUCUACGCAGCGGUGCCAACGGUUAACGAAGACAAGAAAGAUAAAUGGACAGUUCUAUUCACUGCCUCCUGGGAUAAGCCGGUACCUCGGACAUAAACAUUUGAUUUUAAACGGCCUAGAUUGCAGUAUGGAAGCCCGGCAUCAUUGCCCGAUCGCACUUUGUAGCAUUGCCCCCCCCACCCCCAACCACAUAUCGGUGCAUCAAAUUUUGUUUAAAAUUUAUCACAAAUGAUAUCUCGACUCUCGCCAAUCUGGCAAAUAUUUCGUAAGUCAAGAGUCGCGUGCUGUUAGAUGUAAUGCGCGCCCCAAGAGUCAGUAGAUGUUGACGAACAUUCUGAGCAACAAAGAGACAAAAAAAAAGUAAUGCUAAAAGAUGGUUUAUCCUGGUCCCUCGUGCACUUGUGUGUAGGUGAUUAUCUAGAUUGCUUAUUAUUUUUGUUUGUGUGUGUGUGUGUGGAGGGGGAAGGAUUCAAUUUUGAAAUACAAUUUGUUUGACUUGCAUAGGAGCCGGAAUGAUUAGUACAUAGACCGUGGUCACCUCAAAAUAUAGAAAAAUGACGAGUAGGUCCUCUUGACUUGGAUGAAAACUCUGAAAUCAACGUCCUGAGACAUGGAAAAAGUUUUUGUCCUGAACAUUUCUUAGCAAUGGUUUCAGAGAGUAUAGUAUCCACGUCAUCGUGUUGUUGUUUAAAAUUAGUUGGUACUCUCCACUCCGUACGAAUAAUUUUACCGAUUUGAAAGUUAUGGAAAUGCAUAAAUAUAUAAUAACAUUGUUAUUUUGUUCGGAACUGUUCCCCACACAGGGUUUCUUCCAUCGCAGCCUAAAGCUGAACCACACGUACAAAUGUCCGGGUAACGGGAACUGUGAGGUCAGAAAAACGAAAAAACAGAGGAGUUGCCAGCUGUGCCGAUACAAAAAAUGCCUGCAGGUCGGCAUGUCGAAAACAGGUACGCUAUUUGUGGAACUAUCCUAAUACAUGAAAAUGAUUUGCGCACCAGGCAAAUGCAAAGUAUCGUCUUUUACAGCUGUUAAAUGGAAUGAAUCCAACGUAAUUUUGGAGAUGAAAAAAAACACUCUAUGUUAGUUCAUAUUAUUUUUGCGUGUAUGUUGAAAAACAAGUUAAGGUUUAAUUGUUGAACUAUUAAAUUCUAGUGUUUGGGAAGAUGGAAUGUAUAUUCUCACGGAAGGCGCACUUUCGCAUUUGCUGGCCAAACAAUUUGGAACACACUUCCUGUCGCUCUCAGAAACAGCGAGACACUGGAGUCUUUCAAAAAGCGAUUUGUAAACACAUCUAUUUCGCUAACACCCGAUUGGGUGAUGUUGUCUGCCAUCUUUUCCAGCAAGCUAUUAUCUCCUAAAUGUAUAUUGUCCUGUGUUGUUUAUGGUUGCAAGGAGGAAAAACGUAGAAUGGGUAUUCUCGUGUGUAGAUAUUUUAAUGUUGCGUUUUGUAUUUCAAUGUGGUAUGAUAUAGAUUUUUUUCAAUUCUCUUUUAAUAUUGUUGAUUUUGUACUGCGCUUCGAGCCUUUGGGGAUGAAGCGUGAUUUUCAAAUAAACUUUAUUAUUAUUAUUUAUAUUCAUACAUUGAAUAACUGUAACUUAUUAAAUUAAAAUAUAUAUUUUUGAGUAAUUGAAUCAACAAUGUCAACCCUAUAUCCACAGGUGGUUAUAAUUAAACAUUUUUUUUUCCUCAAAAGAACAAAAUAAUAUUUUAUUUUUUUUAUAUUUUGAAGAAAACCGGCAACUCUACAAAAGAUCUCAUUUAUUAAUCUCUUCCACCUUUUAAUUGACAGCCAUCAAAACUGGACGCUACACGAGCUACAAAAAGACGAAGGAUAUUCUUGAAGUGAAAGAGCUGCACAGGUCACUUCACUGCAGUGGCCAGUUCUCGGCGGUCAAGAAGUCCGAUGACGGCGACAACUCGGAGUUGUUGACCGAAACCUUGGAUUCAGACGAUCUCACGCGAUCAAACUUGUCCUCGGAUUAUUUCAGCCCGCCGUUGAAAUCUGCAUUGACGUCACCACCUGGGAACGGGAUGCUCACUCCCACCUCACUGUCCCCUUGGAUGGAGACCAUGUCCUCCCCAAUGGCGUCCCCCCAGGAAAUGCCCAGGUUCUCUGCCCUGCGGAAAGACCGUUCGCCGCGUAAAACCCUAUCACCCACCACCGCCAGCAUCUUUCUGUCACCCUGCUCCAGCGACGCGCUCGUCAUGAGUCCCAGCCUGGAGACUCCUACGGGAAGCGUGGCGAGCACGUCGGGAAAUUCCGAUUGGCUGGGGCAGUGGUCGCCAUCCUGCGACGAACGCAUCGAUUUGGUACAAAGUUUUUGCAAGACUGCAUCGCAGGAUCGGGAGAUAUCGGAGGAAGCCAUGUGUUUUUCAGAACUCGGAUACUUGCCGAGCACAGAAGUCGGGAACCCUACCAACAAUCAUUUUAACCUCAGUACUGAACUAAAAAGUGAUCUGGAUAAUACUAUGAGGUUUGUAGGCACGUCAAUGAACCUUACUGGACAAAAUAAAUCUUUGAAAUAUAUUUGAUAUGAUACAGAAUGUGAAGCAAACACAUCUAUAAAAUUGUACAACUAUUCCAGAUCUGAUUUCCUUACCAUAACAUUUUUAUUCUCUGACCACAAGGGAUGUGUUUCAAAUCGUAUAUUUUUACAACUUCAGACCACACUCAAAAACCAUUCUUCUGAUUAAUUAACUCCAUUUCUGCUGUUUUUCUGUUUAAUGUUCAUUUUACAACAAAAUGCUCCCAAUGCUCUCUUUCCCCAAAACUGUUUUUACUCUCUGGCGCCUUCAUACCUCCAUUUUUUUUUCUAUUUAGCUCACAAAUUCUUUCCCACCAAUCCGUUUUUCAACUAUCUCACUUAAACGCCACCCACUUAACGGUUGACCUAAAUAAUCUUUUUCAUUAUUUACCUCAAAUUAUUUAAUUUCUACUUAUUACCCCAUUUUUCUCCCCACACAGAAGACAAGCCCUGAACUCCCCUUCCGACACGACCCAUCAUUCAAGCCAUCCUCCGCCAUCUUUCCACAGCCUGACUGCGGUGUCACCGUCGGUCCUUUUAUCACCAUCGGCCCCGACAAAUAUCCAACAGCUCCCGGCCAAGAAUCAUCACUCCACACCUAGCUCCCCAACUGAAUUUUCCCAGCUCCUUCCCUUGAAAAAUUCCCCACAAGAUGUUCAACUAUUUGCACACCAGCAAGUAAACGAAAGCGGAAGGGGCGUGAAACUCAUCGCGGCUGAAUGUGAAGGGGAGCGAAUCGUGAAGGAGAUUUACGCCAACAAAAGGGAGGUCAUCGAGCAACUCUCGGACUGCCACAAGCAGUGCUUCAGUUCUCUUUUCAGAUCCGUCAAACGUCACGAGGAAAUCCAGGAGCAGCAAAGGCAGCACGCAGUAAGUUACUGAGAUUUAUAUAUAGGCCUAACAUUUUGUAAAGAGAUAGAUUUUUUUUUGGGGGUGGGGUGGUGCGCUCUUUCGCCUUUUCCGGCAUUUAGUCAAGAUAACCACUACUAAUGUUAUAGAUCUCAAAGUGCCACCCGGGGUGGGGGGGCGGUCGCCCACGUACACCCUUCGAGGUGGUACACUGCUUGGGGAGACACAAUUUGAAUGUCUAGGAGCUUGCUGCAGGUCCUUAUCCAACACUGUUUAAAAUGGUUGGUUAAGGAGAGUCAAUUCUUUGUGGAAAAUACCCUAAGCUUGUGUUUGGAAUGUCAGAAAUCGUGUAUAAAUUAUAUAAGCAUUUUUUACACCUUAAUUUUUGAAUUUUCAGGGGAGUAACUUUUAUUAUGUUUGUAAUGGGUAAACCCUUAUCCUAAAGGAAAGGCGUUUAACCAUUGCAAAAAUAUUUUAAAAAAUUGGAUACUUUUUGGGUCUACAGAAUAACCAUCUUUUCCAACUAUCUCAGCCGUAUUUUGGCAUUUUUGAAAGGUCAAUUAUGAUGGCGAACGUUUCUAUGACCCUUGCUAGUCCCCAUAGUAUUAAGUAUAAUGAUGACCAGAAGGAAAAAGGUCGCCUAUUCCAACCAAAAUGUUUCACCUUCAUUGCACAUAACACUGAUUAUUGUUUUUUGUUUUUUUUGUGGUCUUUCCUAAUGAUAUCUGACGCGUAUGGGUGUUCACUAGUAAUUGUUGCGCACCCAAAAUUGUGCUUUAUUGUGCCCGAUGCAAUUUGAAAGGUAGAGUUAUUGAAGGCUUUCCCGCCUUUCAGUUGGUGACGUAUAUUUUUUUGUAAUUAAGACUAGAGCAGUGACUCUCAGCCCUUCUAAUGCCGCGAGCCUGUAAUACAGCUCAUCAUGUUGUGGUGACCGCCAAACAUAAAAAUCCAUGUUCGUCCCUAUAUGUGUUUUCCGAUGGUCUUAGGCGUCCCCCGUUUAAUGGUUGGUUCGACCCCGAAAGGGGUCGUGACCCACAUGUUGAGAAUCGCUGGCUUAGAGUGUCUUUGCGUGAACGUGCACGUGUGUUUCAGCAGCUGUUUUGAGAACCUUGCAGUGGACGGUUGUGCAUUAUUCCCCUCCCCCCCCCAUUAUAUAGCCAGCUGCUCUAUACAUGUGUUUGAUUAACUGUGGUACAGCCUAGAGGUUAUGUUUUCUAGAUUAAUGUUUACAGUACUAAAGGGGAAAGAACUUGUGUUUCAUCCGGUGUGAAAAAUCCCAUCGCCUAAACGUAAUGUUUCUAUUUUUAGAGAAUUUUCAUUUGUAAAACACAGCUUCUAACAAUGUAUUUCCGUACAUAUAGCAGUAACAACUUCUUUGUAAAAUCUUUCGUGAAGUAAAGUUGUAAGUUGGUUUUUGUCUUUGUUAAGGCUGACGUAAACGUAGACGUACCCAAAAGCGUCUUGAGAGAUUGACCAAACGGAAUACCCGGAUGUUUCAUUAAUUUCUUAACGAGAUUGGCCAGACUGUGCGCCCGGAUGUUUUAUUCAUAGAUUUCCACCAAUAAAUCCCCAACCCUUAUAGUUUAUGAUCGUCAAUUGGUCAAGACAAGCUUGGGGAGUGAUAUAAUUUUAUUUAAUGGACUCGGCGCGCAAAGAGAAUUACACCCCUGUCUAAGAACUGUGUGCGCUGUUUGAUGGCGUAGAUAUACGAGUCAAAACAACUCAAAUUAAUUUAGGAGGUACGAAGAAAAAAAACAUCAACACAAUCAGUUAAUGAAGCAACCGCAUAUGUUACAACAUGUUUUUGUUACGGUAACGUUUAGGAGCAGUGUGAGGACAGAAUACGGGUGUUCGGUCGGAUGUUUUUUCUACCCGAGAAGGACUAUGAUGAGAUCUGGAUGACAACCGGCAUGGAUGUGGAUAACCGAAAGGUGAGAACUUGGCUGUGGUUUUUUGUGGAUAACUGAAUAAUGCCAGGUUUGGAUUGAAGUGGGUAACAGGAUGGUACGAUAAAUUGAUGGGUUGGGUUAAUAGGGAAGGGUAAGACAUAGAGGGGUGGAUAUAAAAUAAAUGUAAAACUAUUGUGAAUUGGAUGGCGAAGAUGUAAGCAAGAGAAAUGGAUAUUAUAGGACAGCAGGAAGAAAAUAAUGGGGAUUCAGGGUGGGAAAUUUGGAAGAAUCUGGAUACAUCAACUGAAACUGAAAAAUUCUUGUCAUAUGUGUACAAUUUUAAUUGUCACUACCUGCGUUAUCCGUCAAUUUACAAACAUUGUCGCCAUAUACAUGUUCAUCCAAUUUAUAAACAUGGUCAUCCCAUUUACAAAGAUUAUCAUCCAAUUUACAUACAUUGUCUUCCAAUUUUCAUGCAUUGUCGUACAAUUUCCAUAACAUUUUUAUCUAAUUUGCAAACAUUAUCCAAUUUACAAAGAGUAUCAUGCGAUUUGCACACAUUGUCAUCUAAUUUGUGUAAACUACCAAUCAGGUGCUGUUGAAGAACUGGGAGGUCAACUGCGAACUCCUGGCCUACGCUCUCAUCAAGUUCUCUAAGAAGAUUCCCGGCUUCACAUUGCUGGACCUCCCCACCCAGGCUGACCUGAUUAAAAGUAAGAGCUGAACCGGGGGAUCAUUUAUUGUUUUACUUGGUGUUGUGUUGUUAUACGCUCGUGUUGUUCGUGUUCUAGGCUUUUAAUUGUCCAUCCUAGGGCACUAAUAUGUUGUUUUUUUUCCCAUCAUUUGUUACACUUUAUUGAAUUUGUACACAUUAUUUGUAUUUGCUUCAUUAAGUAAAAAAUCUUAACUAUUCAUACAUUGUAAAGAUAUUCCUUAUAAAUAAAGUAUUACCAUAUUCGUAAUAAAUUAUGGUGAUUAUUUAAAAAACUUAUUUUUUUUCUCUUAGAAACAAUUUUAAAAAAAUUAGAAGCUGAUUUGUUUCCUUAGGAACUGAAUUUUUUUUUCAUACAAAAAUUAUUUUUUUUCCCCUUAGAAAAUGAUUAUUUUUCUUCAUUAAAAACGAUUUUUCUCCAUAGAAAUUGGAUUCCCCCCUCAAAAAGAAACUAAAACUUUCCCCUUAGAAUACAAUUUACUUUUCUUUCUACUUAAAUAAGAUUAAAAUUAUUAUAAUGAUUUACUUUCAACAUCUGUCAAGGUGCACGCCCUGAAGUGAACAUUUUGAAUAGCAUGCCCCUGUUCAACGCCGACCUCAAGGUGGGCAUGUGGGCCGGGGGCAACCACUUCUGCCACAAGGAGUUCGGCCAGUUCGUCAACCACGACCUGUUCUGGUCGUACACGCAGAUGUGCCGCAGGGUGCAGAAGCUGGGGCUGACGGACGAGGAGCUUGCAGUCAUCAAGGCUUUGCUGGUCUUCACCACAGGUGAGCUGCUGUCUGGCGUCUGUAGAUUUUUUUCCAGCUUGGACCCAGAAGUUGAAUAGCUGAAAGAGAAGUCAAGUAAACUAGAGUGUCGUCUAGCGUGAUUAGAGUAAGGGUGUCGUUUAGUGAAAGUAGAACUAGGAUGUCGUCUAGCGGGAGUAGAAUUAUGGUGUCGUCUAGCGAAAGCAGAACUAGGGUGUCGUCUAUUGAAAGUAGAACUAGGGUGUCGUCUAGCGAAAGUAGAAUAAUUAAGGUGUAGUCAAGUGAAACUAGAUUAGAGUGUACUCUAGUGAAAGUAGAACAAAUAAAACAUAUUUAAGGUAAUUUGGUGUUGAUAAUUUGAUACAUUCCAGUCUUAAAAAUAAAUUUAUAACGUGGCAUGUAUUAAAAACAAAAAAAGCAAAUCAAUCAAAAGUCCCGUAACUCCUUUGAAUAUCUAUCGCUCUUAUUUAAUCAUGGUUAUCUCCUUUUAAUUAUAAAACUCUCAAAACUUAAAUUUUGUUUUAAACAGCCACUGGACAUGAAUGAUGCCCGCACUGAAUUCAAAAACAUGCUUUCAUCAUUUGAGUCCAUUAUUUAGUUUUACAAUUUCAGAUAAGAAUUAUUCAUGUCCAAGACAUUCUCCAUACAAUUAGGAUGAAAUCUCUUUUCAGCUGUCGUGAUCUACUCAGGAUAAUGGUAGGGUUAAAAGAUUUCUGAAAAUGUGAUUGUGUGUGAACAAAUUGUGAUUGAAUAAUAAUAACCAAAUAUUUACUAAAUAUAACCUGUGACGUGUGUCCUCAGACCGUGACGGUGUCACCGUAACCACGCCCAUUCCAGCAGCCGUCCAAUCCCAGCUCGUCGAAUGCCUGGAGUACCUCCUCUCGCUGCGACUCCCCGAGCCCCACCUGGCGCUGGCCGGCGUCAUCCAGUGUCUGACCGACCUGCGCACCGUCCACCAGCAGGCCACCGACCUGCUCGUCUCGGGGUUCAAGAUCUUCAAGUACUCGACGGUUCUGGAGAACCCGUUCCUCCGCGAGCUGCUGUCCGACGUCCUGGCGAUGUGCGGCGACCCGGUGCAGGAUUACGGUCCGGAUAUGGGGGAAGGGGAAGACGAGGGAGGAAUCCACAAUCACAAAGAUGGGGGAAGCUCCAGGGAAGGUCCAGCAGAUGUCACGCUUGGGUUUCAGGACCAACUUCCCAACAAAGAACACCAGGCCUUUGGAUAUGAUUUUUUGCCGACCUACACGUGAAGACGAGUAAUAAGUACGAUUACUAAUAAAAUAAAGUGUUGAGAUUAUGUGACAUCAAAUUGAUACCUCAUGGUGGUUAAACAAUGGCCAGAUUUCCAGAAUGAUAAUCUGGGGCCAAACUGUAAGUCUGAUCAUCGACAAAAAUAAAAUAAAAGUGAAUGGCUAUAUUGGUAGCAUUUUGGCAUAAUGCUGGUCCCAGUAUCAAACGGUAACCAGAUGGUCGAACAAUGAAGUACAAACUAUGGCCAGAUGGUCAAACAAUGACUUACAGCCUAAGGUCGCAUGAUCAAAUACUGACUUACAAACUGUGGCCAUAUGGUAAAACAAUUUCCUACAGCCUAUGGUCAGAUGGUCAAACCGUCAAACCAUGAAAUACAAACCAGAGCCAGAUGGUCAAACAAGGACAUACAAACAAUGACCUACCAUUUGUGAUCUGAUGGUCAAAAAAGGACAUACAAACAAUGACCUACCAUUUGUGAUCUGAUGGUCAAACAAGGACAUACAAACAAUGACCUACCAUUUGUGAUCUGAUGGUCAAAAAAGG